AUGGUGACACCUCUAUUUUAUCUACCAGUUCUGGCCGGCUGUUCACUGGGUUGGUUGCAGACGGUUGAAAUUCCAAUAAUCGUACAACUCGUCAUUGGUGGCUUCACUUUCUUGAGUGAGUUUCUCUCCUUCUGGUUGCCUAACUUUCUACCUUUUAGGCGUCCAAUUUUCCGUUCUAGCUCUUUUCGAAUACCGUCAUCACAACGUUCUGCCUUUCUACAGCCCGUUCAGAUUCAAGACUUCCACCAGAAUUUGGAUCACUUUGGGCAAUUGCGCUUUUGCAAGUUCUGCUGUAGUUCUCCUGAUUUUAUUAGCUCCUGCAGAUCAACAUAAAGCCAAGCUGCAAGUUAUUGAGGUUAAAAUUUUAUUUGGCGCUGCUUGAAACCGGCUUGUCUGGUUUCCGCUUCCAUCUUUUGGUUUCUUUUUAUUUUUUGAUAGCGUCGUUUUAAGUAGUGAAAAUCGUUAUACUCAAACACAAAGUUUUUUUUUUGAAGAUUCUUCAAUGUGAACCGCCUCAUAUCUUCACAUCUUGCUCUUUCGUACUAGACUUAACUUCGAGAACUCAGUUCUACAUGACUCUGAUCACUGUUAUAGUGGCAUUCCAACUUGUAUUUUUAUGUGCCCAUGGGCUUUACGUUUUGGACAAGCAGAGCGGUCACAUGUCUGCCAAAACUCGGCAACUUCAGAAGACCUUCUUUUACAGUCUCAUCGGCCAGGUCAGGAUGAAAAAGAAGACUUUCAAAAAUUUAAAUAAAGAUAAGCGUUCCUAUGAUUUUUCUGGGCGGCCCGCUUGGCCUUUCUGCUUGGCUAGCUACAACAGAAAUCUCAACCCUAGGUACCUCUUUUUCCUAGGCGCUAAAAUUUUACUGCUCUCAGUUUUUUCAAAAAUAAUUGUUAUAACGUUAUCUCUACACGGCGGCGUUUCUUCGACUUUCACUAUCUUUGCCAAUAAACCUUAUCGAAGUUAUAUCCUUCGUUUCCCUAGCUAUUUUCUUAAAUGGCUAUUUCCCAGCAAAGGUUUGUUCAGUGAAAUCGAAAAAAAAGCUCAAAACAUUUUUUUAAGAUACCCCAGUCAAUGCUCCAGUCGGGGGCCGCACUCCAUCAUUGAGAAUCUCUCAAAACAUGACCACUUUUUGAUACUCUUUUAGUGAUAUUUUGGUCAAUAAAGUUUCAGUGCUUGUAUAAAAUCUUCUAAUAGGAACCAGAAAUUUCUUCAUAUAGUCAAUGCUUCCCGACUUGAAAGGCGAGGGAGGCGGGGCAGGGGGCGGGACGCGUAGCGUGUGCGUUCGCGGUCUUCGGCACGUGUUCCAUUCAACCGCCAUCUACUCUUUGAAAAGCCCGUUUUUUGCUUUUUUUUUCAUUCCUGUUUCAAUUAUUAAUUGAUUAUGUUCGUGUGUGCAUCAAAAAAUAGUAUAAAAAGUUGAAAAAGAACGGUUGCCGAGCUUUUUUUAAAUAGUCUGCGACAAUUGAAUUGAACUCGUGCCAAGAACCGCGAACGCACACGCUACGCGUCCCGCCCCUUGCCCCGCCUCCUUCGCCUUUCAAGUUGGGAAAAAUUGACUAUACUUGAGUUAAGAUUUUUGUUUUACCUAUGAAAACUAUUUGCUGAAACAAGUUCGUUAUCCGUUACCUUUUCUUAAUUACGCAAUAAUUGCACCUGCGGGAAUCAAUGAGAAAGUAGAAAGCUCUCACUUCCACUCAUCAAGGUUUCCUAGCCCUGAAAACUUAUGAAGUACGCUCCUUGUGAAACCGAAGACGACUUUUUCAAUGAGAAAAAUCUCAAGUUUAUUGAAACUUUAAUUUUUCCAUUCAUCACUGCAAUAAAUAGCGUCGCGUUUUUUUGUAUCUUGUUUCUCUCGUCUCCCUCAAUGAAACAAUAUAAAUGGGUGCUCUUGACGUAUCAGAUUUGGUAAGUGGUGUUCAAUUCUCCAUCAUAAGACGAUAAAAUCAGUGUCAUUGCAAUGGAUAUAUUGAUUCCGAUCAUGUUAACACCGUUGUUCUACUUGCCAGCUUUGGCCGGUUGCUCGAUGGGAUUUUUUCAGACAAUUGGAAUUCCAAUAGUUAUUCAACUAACUAUCGGUGGCUUUAUUUCCUUGAGUGAGAAUUCACCUGAAAGUUCAAAUUGAAGACUUUUUUUUAGGUAUUCAAUUUUCCAUUCUGGCUCUAUUUGAAUACCGUCAUCAUAGCGUUUUACCGGCCAACAGCCCAUUUAAAUUUAGAACUUCUAUUAGAGUUCUUCUCAUUUUGGGCAAUAUCGUCUUUUUCAGUUUUGGAGUUCUGAUUCUAAUUGCAGUAGCUCCAGAAAAUCAAUAUGAGGCAAAGUUACAAGUCAUUGAGGUUCAAAAUGUUAGAAAGUUGACAGUCAAACUUGUUUUAAAGACUUUACAAUGCGAGCCACCUCAUAUCUUCACUUCUUGUGCGUUUGUUCUUGAUUUAACGUCAAAAUCGGCAUUUUACAUUACUCUAAUAACUAUUAUUAUGGUAGUCCAGUUAUCAUUUUUAUGCUCACAUGGUCUUUACGUGUUGAACAAACAGAGCAACCACAUGUCCAUGAAAACUCGACAAAUUCAAAAAAGCUUUUUUUACAAUCUGUGUGGUCAGGUGAGAAUCAAGUGAAGUGCUGAGAAAUUCUUUUUAGGUAAGCAUCCCAAUGAUUUUCCUGUGCGCCCCACUUGGUAUCGCCGCUUGGCUCACUACGACCAAAAAUUCCAAUCUUGGUAUUUAGCUGAUUUCAAGGUUGUUUAUUUUGUAUUGUAGCUGUGCCGAAAGUAAUUGUCGUUGUGAUAUCUUCUCACGGCGGCGUCUCCUCAAUCUUCAUGAUAAUUGCCAAUAAACAAUAUCGAAAUUUCCUUCAGCGUUUCUGGAGUUAUUUUCUGAUGAAAUUAUCCUUAAGAAACGGUUAGUUGGAUUGAGUUACCAUUAAGUUGAGAAAAGUUUUAUUUUUUUCAGAAAAACCAGUCACCAACUCUGUUGGAGGUCCAACAAUGAAGAUAUCUUAUUCGAUGACUACUUUUUGAUCCAAAUAUUACUAUCUGUUCUAUGAAGUGACCGCAUUUGGAGUGGUUCUACGCUUCUGCGAGGCUUACGAAAUGGACAUUUCCGACUUGAAAAAAAAAACUUUUCGCCUUUUCACAGGAUGUUACAAAAAGGGCACCUGCUGCUUUUUCAAUUCAUUCGGGCUUAUCCAACGACCCAAGUUUCCGUCUGACACGUGAGCAGCAUGAAUUUUCCUCACUGUGAAGAAAAAGUUGGUUUCUUCAGUGAAGAAAACUUCAAAUUCAUAGAAGUUUUGAUUCUUCCUUUCAUAAUGCCAAUCAAUAUCAUUGCUUUUCUCUGUAUCCUCUUUCUUUCGCCUGCUCCAAUGAAGAAAUACAAAUGGGUGCUUCUCAACUAUCAAACUUGGUGGGAAAAAUCGUUUCGGAAGAUCGAAAGAUGCUUUAUAGGGUCAUCUUCAUGGAUAUUAUGUUUCCAUUGUUGGCGACGCCAAUGUAUUAUUUUCCAGCUAUGGCCGGAUGUGCCAUUGGGUUGUUUCAAUCAAUGGGCGUUUCCAUAGUUGUUCAAUUAAUUUUUGCUAGUUCAAGCUUGAUGAGUGGGCCGAUAGAAUCCAUUCGUAGAACAACCGUUUUUUUUUCAGACGUCGUUCUGUCUAUUCUUCUGCUAUUCGAACAUCGACAUCAUAGCGUCCUGCCGAUGAAAAGUCCUUUUCGGUUCCGGACGCGGGUCCGCAUUUUGCUAAUUUUGAGCAACUGUUUCUUGUGUACCGGUGGGCUUAUAUUCCUGAUAGUAACAGCACCAGGUAAUCAGUUGGCAGCCAAAUGGAAAGUUGUUGAGGUGAGGAAUCACAUCAGAGACUCAUUUUGAGUUUUCCUCUCAGAUGAUGCAGUGUAUACCACCUCACAUCUUCACAUCCUGCUCAUUAGUUCUGGAUUUAACUUCCAAACCUGCCUGGUUUCUUUGUGUACUUGCUGUCGUCAUUGUAUCUCAGUUCGUAUUCUUUUGUGCCCAUGGGCUGUACGUUCUGAACAAGCAGAGCGCUCAUAUGUCUGCAAAAACUCGUCAGAUGCAAAAAACGUUCUUCUACAACUUGUGCGGUCAGGUGAGAUUGAAAUCAAUAGAGAUAAAUUUGUCAAUGUUUCCCGACUUGAAAGGCGAAGGAGGCGGGGAAAGGGGCGGGACACGUAGCGUGUGCAUACGCGGUUCUUGGCACGUGUUCAAUUCAAUUGUCGUCGACUAUUUAAAAAGCUCGGCAACCGCUCUUUUUCAAUGUUUUCUGCUAUUUUUGACGCACACAUGAACAUAAUCAAUAAAUAAUUGAACAAGGAAUGAAAAAAAGCAAAAAACGGGCUUUUCAAAGAGUAGAUAGCGGUUAAAUUGAACACGUGCCAAGAACCGCGAACGCACACGCUACGCGUCCCGCUCCCUGCCCCGCCUCCCUUGCCUUUCAAGUCGGGAAACAUUGACUAUAAUAGUAAAAUUUUUGUCAAGCAAACUACUUCUUGACUGCACGAGGAAUAUACGCUUGGGAUGAAUUCAAGCGCGCCUGAAAAGAUCGCUUUUCUUUCAAUUUCAGAAAAGUGAGAGCUAGAAAUUUCUGGAAAUUUCAUUAAAAACAGUAUGAACUUCUGGAUGAAUAAAAAAAAGAGCUUUCCAAAUAGUCGCUGGCGGUUGAAUUGAACUUGCAAAGAAACGUGCAAAGAACCGCGAACGCGCACGCUACGCGUCCCUCCCUUUUCUCUGCCUUCCUAGUCUUUCAAGUCGGGUUGAAUUGACUAUAUUAAGAGUUAUAAACUACCCGAACUCGAAAAAAUCUUUUCUAACCACAGCAGAGCCUUAUAUACUCGAAAAUUCAACUCAAAAUCAAGCUCUAGGUGAGCAUUUCAAUGGUUUUUGUGUGCGUUCCAUUGAUCAUCGCCGCUUGGCUCGUCUUUACAAGACCCUCGAUAAAAGGUGCCAACUUUUAAGUCAUCAAUAAGGAAAUGAAACUUGAAGCAAUAUCCCCAAUUAUCGUCUUCCUGAUGACUUCUCACGGUUGCAUUUCUUCAACCUUCACUAUUUUCUCAAACGAAUAUUAUCGAAAGUUUUAUUUGAAGUUAAAGUGUUGGUCAGCCAUCAGUUUUUUAUCAAAAACGGGUAUAGUUUCGUUGAAAUGACUAGCUUUUUUGUGGGAAUUUCCAGAAAAUGUGUCCAGUGCCACGAUAGAACGUCGCAGCCCACUUCGAACAAGAAACAAAUGAAUAGUUCAUUUUUUUGAGGAUAAACUAAUUUAUAUAAAGUUUAUAAAUACACAACUGUUUCAAUACCCUUUUGAAUAAAUGACACACAGCCCGGAAAUCAAGUAUUUUUAUGAGGAAAUUUCCCAGAAAAAUUACACCUGCUUCUUACCAAAUAAAGUUCGCCACAAAUAACAGACUCUACUGGCUUUAUUGUUAUCUAAUUGCGUCACUACAUGGGGAAUGGCUUGCUGCUUAAUAAUGGCUACGUCUUUCUGACUUCUUCUUAUUAUGGAAGUGUUUAUAGAGUUUCUUUUCAGUUAGGAACGUAAAAUCUUACUUUCUUAUGGAUCACUUAGAAUUGCAACAAAAAUUAUGAAUUUUGUUACUUCCUAUCAUCAUUUAUUAUUUUUUUUUUAAACCUAAUAAAAAUCGCGCUAAUGAUCUCACCAUAAACAUCGUAUCACGAGCUUCAAUUGCAAGAAUUUGGUUUUAAACUGCAUUUUUGCAAAUAGGAACGCUCCGUUAUUAUUCAAAAAUACAAAAAGCUUGUUUCAUUUGAAAUAACGCACCUGUGUCCACAUGAUCAACCUCAAUAUUUAUUUUAAAGAUCAAUUUUCCAGGCGAAGCUAAUAAUUAUGGGUUUUCCUCCUUGUGAAUGAUAAAAGGUAUUUUUCCCACUGAAAAUUUUAAAAUUAGCUUGAAGCGAUCUCCCCAAUUAUUGUCAUAAUGGCCUCUUCGCACGGCGGGACCUCGUCAAUCUGCAUAAUUAUUACGAUUAAAAACUAUCACAACUUUCUUUUGAGACUAAGGAUCUUCCUAACGAAAUGUUUCCUGUGGAAAACAGGUACAGUUGUUUUUCAAGCUUUGCUGUAAUGAACUAACUUCCAGAACCAAGGACAAGCAUUCCUAUUGCAAGCUGUAUGAAUAA
Caenorhabditis auriculariae is the source of this 6141-nucleotide messenger RNA. NCBI's taxonomy places the organism in Eukaryota, Metazoa, Nematoda, Chromadorea, Rhabditida, Rhabditidae. The record is from the annotation of a GenBank genome assembly.